AUGGCUGCCGUCACACCUUCGCUUCCCGCAAUGCUACCUCGGAGUCAGCUGCAAAUUCGCCGGAAUGGCCUUGUCGAGCUACAAGCAAUUCCGCCAAUCCUACGGCCCCUCCUUCGGGCCUACCUCCUAGGAUAUGCUUCCGCUGUUGCUCCGAGAGUCCUUACGUUGCUGAUGCAAUACCUUACCAAAAAACGCCGUCAAAUUGCAAAGGAGAACGGGUGCAUCGGGUUUGUGGCGCAACUGAGGCGGAUAGUCCUCGCCGGUCUAGACCCCCAACGGUUUCCAACCUUCUGUGCCUUGCUUGUUGGUGGCAGUACACUUUUAGAGGAGCCACUUCGACGUGUAUUCGAACGCAAUGCCAAAAGUCUCACAGAGGUGACUCGAACGAGACUCGCAAGAUGGAGCGCCACAUUUGUUGCUGCCUGGUUCAGUCUGCAGCUUUUGCAGUCCAAGAAGAGCUCGGCCUUUACAGGCACUUCCCCUGAGAAAUCGGAUAGUCCGCCCGGAGCUCAGCUAAAGGAGACCCGGUAUGGAGGACGGACUCUCGACUUGACGUUAUUCACGUUGACGAGAGCCCUGGACGUUCUUGUUGGCGAAGUUUGGGCGCGAAGGCGAGCGCGUCGUGUAGCUCAAGGCAGUUGGACCAAGGCUGAAUGGAUCAUCGGCAGGUUCACCGACCCUUGCUUGUUCGUCACUUCUUGUGCCUUCAUCAUGUGGGCAUGGUUUUACCAUCCCGAAAGGCUUCCCAGCGGCUACAACAAGUGGAUCAGUUCGGCGGCAAACGUCGACAUGCGGCUGAUCGAGGCCCUCCAGAAGCUCCGUGCCAACGACAUGUCCUACGGUAAAAGUGGACAGGCAGAAUUGCUACAAGGCAUGUGUGAGAAAUACGGAUGGCCGAGCGAAUGGGGCGAUCCGUCAAAAUCAAUUCCCAUCCCGUGCGAGAUGGUGCACAUGGGCUGCGGCCCAUCGUGCGAGCUCCAUGCCAUCAGCCGCUUCUAUCGGUCGUGGAAGUGGUCCAUGGCCAUGUAUCUGCCCCUGAGCGUGGCGCUUCUUCUGCGGGGGCCUAUCAACAAGAAGACCCUCGUGCGGACCUUGUUAUCAUCGUCGAGGUCGGCGGCGUUCUUGGGAGCGUACAUCACUUUAUUCUAUUACGGCGUCUGUCUCGCCCGUACCAGAAUUGGGCCUCACAUCCUCGGCAAGGACCUGGCCGCUAGGCAAAGGAUGGACUCGGGAAUCUGCGUCCGCACGGGGUGCUGCCUUUGCGGCUGGAGCGUCCUUGUCGAGUCCGCCAGUCGUCGCAAAGAUAUGGCGCUGUUCGUCGCCCCGCGGGCCAUGGCGACGCUGCUGCCGCGGCGGUACGGCAUGGACAAGCAGUGGAGAGAGACGCUCGUUUUCGCCGCCAGCACGGCUGUUGUUUUCACUUGUAUCCAUGAGAACCAGACCCGUGUACGCGGCGUGCUGGGCGGUGUAUUGGGAAUGGUCUUGCGCAACUAG
This is a messenger RNA of Colletotrichum tamarilloi, 1494 nucleotides long. RefSeq lists its product as uncharacterized. Bases 1 to 1494 code for a protein of 497 amino acids. The record is from RefSeq and is a predicted model, not a curated record. The transcript has 4 exons. Lineage: Eukaryota; Fungi; Ascomycota; Sordariomycetes; Glomerellales; Glomerellaceae.